Euleptes europaea (tarantolino) is the source of this 1326-nucleotide messenger RNA. It is a transcript of the gene P3H4, whose product is annotated as prolyl 3-hydroxylase family member 4 (inactive). NCBI's taxonomy places the organism in Eukaryota, Metazoa, Chordata, Lepidosauria, Squamata, Sphaerodactylidae. The transcript has 8 exons. The coding region runs from base 1 to 1311 and encodes 436 amino acids. Gene Ontology annotation, biological process: collagen fibril organization; peptidyl-lysine hydroxylation. The record is from RefSeq and is a predicted model, not a curated record. Gene Ontology annotation, cellular component: endoplasmic reticulum. Gene Ontology annotation, molecular function: protein binding; collagen binding.
AUGGAGGGGCGAAGCCGGGGGCUGCUGCUGCUGCUGGCCGCCCUGGCCGGCGCGCAGUACGAGAAGUACAGCUUCCGCGGCUUCCCGGCGGCCGAGCUGCUGCCGCUGCAGCGCGCCUACGCCUACGCGCUGGAGCAGUACGAGGGCGAGGGCUGGCAGGAGAGCGCCCGCGCCCUGGAGGCCAGCCUGCGCCUCCACCGCCUGCUGCGCGACAGCGAGGCGCACUGCCACCGCGAGUGCGCCGGCGGGGCUGGCGAGGCGCCGGGGGAGCCCCGGCUGGGGGAGCCGGCCGCCGGAGAGCCGGACGAGGCGCUGGCCGAGCUGGAGGUCUUCGGGCGCGUCCUGCGGCGCGCCUCCUGCCUGCGGCGCUGCAAGCGCGGCCUGCCCGCCUUCCAGCUGCGCUACCCGCCGGCCGAGACCCUGCGCGACUUCCAGCGGCGCACCCCUUACCUGUACCUGCACUACGCGCUCUACAAGGCAAAUAAGAUUGAGAAAGCCGUAUCCGCGGCUCACACUUUCCUGCAGAAGAAUCCCAAGCAUGAGGUGACUCGGAGGUACUUGAAUUACUACAAAACUAUGGUGGAUGUGGACGAGUACCUUGUGGACCUGGAAGCGCAACCAUAUGAGACAGUUUUUGUGCGAGCUGUGAAGCUGUACAACAGCGGGGAUUUCCGGAGCAGCAUCGCAGACAUGGAGCAUGCAUUAGCCGAGUACUACAAGGUUUACGAGAACUGCCUGGCUGGCUGUGAAGGCAGCUACGAGGUCCGCGACUUUAAGGAUUUCUAUCCAGCCAUUGCAGAUCACUUUGUCGAAGUCCUACAAUGCAAAGUGGAUUGUGAGGCUGACCUGACCCCAAACGUAGGUGGCUACUUUGUGGAGAAGUUUGUAGCCACAAUGUAUCACUACCUUCAGUUUGCGUAUUACAAGUUGAAUGACAUCAAGAACGCAGUUCAGAGUGUGGCCAGCUACAUGCUCUUCGACCCCGGAGAUGAGGUCAUGCAGCAGAACCUGGUCUAUUAUCGCUUCUACCGUGAGCGCUGGCACCUGGAAGAGGAAGACUUCAACCCACGGCCGGAGGCUUCGCAGUAUCACAACCAGACAUCCGCACAGAAAAAGCUCUUGGAGUUUGCCGGGCAGUACCUCCAGUCAGAUGAUGAGGCGGAGGUGGGCGAUGACGAGGAGAUGGAUUCUGAGUCGCUGUCCGAUGCAGAGUUCGAGGGGUUCGGCGACUACGAAGAAGGGUUUCUGGCCCAGUGGUGGCAGGAGCCACGAUCCAAGGGCGACAGAGCGGAUGAAGAGAAGGCCGAGUGAGUGGCACGGUCCUCA